Molecule: messenger RNA, 1513 nt
Organism: Prinia subflava (tawny-flanked prinia)
Lineage: Eukaryota; Metazoa; Chordata; Aves; Passeriformes; Cisticolidae
Gene: SERTM1
Product: serine rich and transmembrane domain containing 1
Exons: 3
Coding region: 427-750 (107 amino acids)
Cellular component (GO): intracellular membrane-bounded organelle
Source: RefSeq, a predicted model, not a curated record
UCGCUGCCGCUGUCCGGACCGGCGGGUUUGGGAAGCUGCUGUGCGCCCUGGAGCAGCUCCCGCCGAGGGAGCAUCCUCAGCGGCUUGCCUGUCCUGUGCUGUAACCAAGGGCAUUUGAUUUUCACGAGCGUUUAACCGAGAGGCUUUUCUCAGCAUGCAGUCCCUUCAGAUUUGGGCGUGAUCAUCAGCCACACCUUCUGCAUUGGACAUUUGGCUUCUGUUUCCAUAUCUUCUUCCUGCUUUUCUGAAGGAUAAAAUCUUAAAUUGUCCUGGGCUUGAGCAGUAAAGGAUAAAUUCUUUCACUGGCUGACCUGUCAUCUCACCUUUGGGAUGGAAAAAUGUCCGCUUAAAAUAAACCCUUUUUAUGCCACUAAAGCUGCCUUUGAAUACAAGAUCUGCUGUGAUUUUUAAAACACAACCCAAAUAAUGUCAGAACCUGACUCUUCGUCUGGAUUUGUGGGGAACAUGGAAAAUGGGACUUUUCUGGAGCUGUACCCCACAUCCCUUUCAACUUCAGUGGAUUCAUCGUCUGGCCGUUUAUCCAACGUCUAUGUCUAUGUUUCUAUAUUCCUUAGUCUCUUAGCUUUUCUCCUUUUGCUACUGAUCAUUGCACUUCAGAGGCUGAAAAACAUAAUUUCCUCCAGUUCCUCCUACCCUGAAUACAAUAGUGAUGCUGGAAGUUCGUUCACUAAUUUAGAGGUUUGCAGUAUUUCUUCCCAGCGCUCUGCUCUCUCAAACCUUUCUUCAUGAAAAUAAAUGAAAGGAAACACACAGGGAAUGGAAGAGCUUUGUCUAGCUUCUUGGGGAGGUAGUGCAUGUAACAUUUGCCUUAGAAGACUAUUAUCAGGAGGUAUUUUUAAAAGUUUCCUUAUUUUUUCCCCUCUUUCCUUUUCUAGUCUUCAUUUCCCGCUACACUAAUUUUCAUUUUGGACAAUUGAUAAUGAAACCUGAUCAUCAUUUCUUGCCUGUAAUAGUGAUGCUGUCUCUUUCUCACACAUAGACGGUGUUCAUACACAGUAUUCCUGCCAAAUUGUAAUACACUUCUGACUGGAUGUGUCAUUUUUCUGCUCUAAUUGUGACCCCUUUCCCGGUCUUGUGUCAGCAAUACGCUGACUAUUUUUCUUUUCCUUUUUUAGUUAUAUAAGGACUCCUGGAUGAAAUCCCUAUUGCUAAAGUACAAAAAAAAAUCUGCCUAAAUGAUAAAUAUUGGGAGAAUUGAAAGUUGUUGAUAUUGUUUCCUUUUUUUCUUUUGAAUUUUCACAUCUUUUUCAGUAUUUAUUGAUGUUUAUAAAACACAACUAAUUCUUGAAGAAUGUUGCUUUUAUUUAUCUGUACUCCCAACUCCUUCUGUAUAAAGUCUGUAUUUCAAAUUUUGAGUCUCUUUGGUUAACUUAGUAAAGUGACUACAAUAACUGUGCUCACGGUUGAAUGUGCAGAGGUAUUUUUGCAGUUGCAUCUCAUUAUCUCAUUUGCCUAAUGACAUGUUCCUCCAGGGGGCAGCUUUUGCUGCAGA